Nomascus leucogenys (northern white-cheeked gibbon) is the source of this 684-nucleotide messenger RNA. RefSeq lists its product as uncharacterized. The transcript has 2 exons. The coding region runs from base 79 to 597 and encodes 172 amino acids. The record is from RefSeq and is a predicted model, not a curated record. NCBI's taxonomy places the organism in Eukaryota, Metazoa, Chordata, Mammalia, Primates, Hylobatidae.
GGAGUAGGCUACUGUUGCUCUAGGGUGGCAGAGGUUAGGGAAAAAUCAGGAGAGGCUGUAGGCUACUGUUGAUGUAGGAUGGCAGAAUUUAGUGAAGAAGAGGAAGAUACUGUACGCUACUCUUGUUCUGAGAUUACGGAUGUUCCUCAAGAAGUAAAAGAGGCUGUAGCCUACUUUUGCUCUAAGGUGGUGGAGAUUAACAAGGAGCCAAAAGGGAAUGUAGGCCACCAUUAUUGCUACACUAUCCCAAAGGAUACCAAAGAAGUAGGAAAAGGUAGUUCAGACAUGCCUGAACCAUCCACAAGCAGAAGCCAAGAAAAUCCCAGGAUGAAAAGGAGAAGGAAAACUACUUGUGAAGCUGAAGAAGGUGAAACCGACGAGCUUUUGCAGCCAGCAAAGAAGAUAAUAUCAUUCAUUAAGCAGAAUUCAAAAAGGCGUAAAGCGGGGAAAAAGUCAACAGUAUUGAUUUUCUGUGACAGGAGUUAUAAAAUCAGGGAUGAAAAUCAGCCAAAUGAGGAUGAAGAGAGCCACAAGGAAUCUCCCACCUCAGGUGAUUGUGAGAGCCCAUCAGAAGACCAAGACUUGUCUCAUCUCUAGGUUAACCUCUAGAAAUGGUCUCUUGUGCAGAGAAACUACAUAUUGCACCAGGAUUCUUGGAUGUUGAUGAUUAAAAUUCAACCAAAA